AAACAGCUGUUUAACAAAUGUUUUAACCUCGCCAACGUCGCAAAUUCUCGUUCAAGAAACAAAUAUUUGUGUAAAGUCAUAGAUUUUUUUAAUGUAUUUGAAAAUAGUGCUGACUUUGCAAGGAAAAAAUUCAGAAAAUGGCAAAUGGUUGUGCCCACUUGGACUACUACAAAUCAACUACAGGUGUAAAGGCUUAUAGAAUUCUUCAUGCCAUUUUUGUUAUGACUUCUUCAAACCAUGCAAGAAAAGCAAAAUUAAAAAAUAGUUUUUGUCAUGUGUGCAAGAAGAUGGGGCCCUUUUUACAUUCCUGUCUGCAUUGUGUUUUUCUAGGAUGUCACAAACACAUUAGAGAACACACAGAAAACAAAUUAAGACAUUGCCUUUCCAUGGAUCUUUGUUAUGGUCAAGUUCAUUGCUCUCAGUGUAAGGAUUAUGUAUAUGACAAGGAUAUUGAUAAUAUCGGAUUGGAAAACAAAAUAUCAGCAGGUAAAUUUCAUAUAAGAAUGUUUAACUGGGCAACCCGGAACGUUCCUGAAUCUGAUAGAGAAAUUGUUAAUAAACAUGGAACAAAGAUAGACACUAUUUCAUUAGAUUCAACAGUAGGCUUAAGAGGUUUAUUAAAUUUGGGAGCAACCUGCUUCAUGAACUGCAUUAUUCAAGCACUUACUCAUACACCAUUACUCAGAGACUACUUCUUUACUGACAUACAUCAAUGUAAAGAUCUUAGUUCCUGCUUAAUUUCAAGACUGUUCUAUGAAUUUUAUAAUGGAGAAAAAUCACCUCUUUCUUUACAUGAAUUUUUAUAUCACAUAUGGACUAGAGCAGAGCAUUUAGCUGGAUAUGUGCAACAAGAUGCCCAAGAAUUUCUCAUUGCUACCUUGGGUGUUCUUCACCAACAUUUUGAAGAAUCAAUGCCCCCAUCAAUAAACAAAGACAAAAACAAGUUAAGGUGUACUUGCAUAGUAGAUCAAAUAUUCACUGGUACUCUUCAAAGUGAUGUUAUGUGUCAAGAAUGCAAUGGCAUCUCUAGAACUUAUGAUCCAAUAUCUGAUUUCUCUCUAGAUUUGGGCUCCAUGGAAGAGCAACCUCCAACAUCAUUAAUUGAAUGUUUAGAACGCUACACCAGAGCUGAGCACCUAGGAUCAUCUAAAAUUGAAUGCUCUAAUUGCAGAUCCCCCCAGGUCUCUACUAAACAACUAAGUGUUAAAACUUUGCCUGUUGUUGUAACAUUUCAAUUCAAAAGAUUCCUUCACAUUAGAGAAAAGGAGAAGAAGAUCAAAAUCUCUUCAUUUAUUUCAUUUCCUGAAACUUUGGAUAUGACACCAUUUACCAGUCAAGCCAGAAGUCAAACGCCAAGUAUUGUGCCUCCAGACAAUAGAUAUUCCUUGUUUGCUGUUAUUAAUCACGAAGGGAAUUCCGUCAACACUGGUCACUACAUUUGCUUUGUGAGACAGCAACGUAAUUAUUGGUUUAAAUGUGAUGAUCAGAAUAUAAGUAGAGCUAGUCUAGCUGAUGUCCUCAAUUCAGAAGCUUACUUGUUGUUUUAUCAUAAACAUAUUUUAGCUUAUGAUUAAUUUAAGUGUUAGCAUUUGUUUAAAAGUUUAAUUUAGAAAAUCUUCAAUAACUGAGUUCACAAUAUAUUUAUAACUUGUAUUUCACAUGUCCUCCAAAGAUUUAAAGCUAAAAAGCAGCCUUGUAUUAGAUCUUUUUGUAUUAUUAUUUUAAUAAACAUGUUUCUGCAAUUAAUAAAUUAAAGUUUCAAAA
Molecule: messenger RNA, 1764 nt
Organism: Agrilus planipennis (emerald ash borer)
Lineage: Eukaryota; Metazoa; Arthropoda; Insecta; Coleoptera; Buprestidae
Gene: not
Product: ubiquitin carboxyl-terminal hydrolase 22
Exons: 1
Coding region: 138-1574 (478 amino acids)
Biological process (GO): protein deubiquitination
Molecular function (GO): cysteine-type deubiquitinase activity; zinc ion binding
Source: RefSeq, a predicted model, not a curated record